CUUAGGCUCUUUCUUCUUCUGCAUCACAUCACACUAUCAUUCACCUUCAUUGUUUUCUUAUUUUACAACUUCAUACUCCACUCAAUUGAAUUUCACAUCCCUUUUUCUUAUUUUCUAUUUUUCAUCAUUUCUCUACUUGGCUCCAUCAAUUUUUGUUUUUCAUAUAGAUCGCUUGAAAUUUUUGUUGUCACGUUGAUACCCUUUUGACAACUGGAGACUCCACAUGCAUAUAAAAUUUAUAUUUUGAAUUUUAUCAAACAAUUGCUUAUAGCUAUAGUUUUUUUUUUGUAUACCCUAGUUUCAUCAUGUAAAAGAUGCAGUGAAAUAAAUAGUAAAAUCAUCUUAUAGUCAUAACCAUGUCUAUUAUCUGUUUGUUUUAAGAUGUGAAAGAAGGAUCUUGGAGUCUGAUCCUCUGUAGCACCGACACCUUGACGUUGACACUUGUGAUUACUUUUAAUUUAUUCAAUUUUUUCAAAUUAUUCAAUUUUUUCAAAUUAUUCAAUUUUUUCAAAUUAUUACCGGUGUUGAUGUGUCGAUGUCAUGUCUGGUGAUGGUGUCUGUGUCCGUGCGUCCAUCAAUUUCAAAUUUAGUACAGUUAGCUAUAUAUAUUGCUUAGUGUUUCAAUUCUUUAUUAUUUCUAUAUAAAAUUGUUUUGAUGAUCUGGUUCUGUCUUUUUCUUUGUGUUGGUUUGUAUUAGGGCUAUUGAAGUUUUUCAAACCAUGGCUCUCUCUGGUGAUCAUAAGAACAGAGGAGAGUUGAGGAUUUAUGACAGUGAGGAUGAGGUGAAGACUGUUUUGGCCGAGUACAUUGCGGAUGUGUCGGACGCGGCUGUGCAGGAGCAUGGAUUUUUUACCCUUGCUAUAUCUGGUGGUUCUCUCAUUGACUUAAUGGGAAAACUCUUGCAACCUCCAUAUAACAAGACAGUGGAUUGGACCAAGUGGUAUAUCUUUUGGGCUGACGAGUGUGUUGUGUCGAAAAGUCACGAGGAUAGCUGUUUUAAGCAUGCUAAAGAUUUGUUUUUGUCUAAGGUGCCUAUAGUCCCCAGUCACGUGAUUUCUAUUAAUGAUUCUGUGUCAGCAGAAGAAGCUGCUGAUGAUUAUGAGUUUGUCAUCCGGCAGUUAGUGAGAACCCGAGUUAUCAACGUGUCUGAGAUUAGUGACUGCCCAAAAUUUGAUCUCAUUCUGCUUGAACUGGGUACUGAUGGACAUGUUGCAUCUUUAUUUCCAAAUCACCCAGCACUUGAUGAAAGAGAAGAAUGGGUAACUUUCAUUAUUGACUCUCCUAUACCCCCACCUGAGAGAAUCACAUUCACUUUGCCUGUUAUCAAUUCUGCAUCCAAUGUAGCAGUGGUCGCAGCAGGUGAAAGCAAAGCAGAUGCUGUACUGUUGGCAGUUGAUGAGAGCGGACCCGAUUGCCUGUCAAUACCAGGAAGAAUGGUCCAACCAGCUAACGGGAAGUUGGUGUGGUUUUUGGAUAAGUUGGCUACCACAAAACUUGAAGACUCCGACUUGAACAAUUGGUAUAUGAAGUCCCUAGCAGAAGUGUAAGUUUGUAUGUAGUGUUAAGGGAUUUGACACAUGUUGAUCUUGCACAUUUAUUUUGUUUUGGAGAGAAAGUCUGUUUUUUUUUUCUCCCCUUUUUAUGCUCUCUACUAGGAGGUUGUUUGGAGAAGUAUGGUAUAAUUUUUGUAAGCGGCCAAUAAAAGCUGAGAGCAUUAUUCUAACUUCCUUCUUUCCUUCUAAAUCCUCAUUGGGUUAUUAGUUAUAAUGAUGGUGUCCUUUUUUUCCAA
Lathyrus oleraceus (garden pea) is the source of this 1789-nucleotide messenger RNA. RefSeq names its product probable 6-phosphogluconolactonase 1. Gene Ontology annotation, biological process: pentose-phosphate shunt; carbohydrate metabolic process. Gene Ontology annotation, molecular function: 6-phosphogluconolactonase activity. The record is from RefSeq and is a predicted model, not a curated record. The transcript is spliced from 3 exons. Lineage: Eukaryota; Viridiplantae; Streptophyta; Magnoliopsida; Fabales; Fabaceae. Bases 720 to 1547 code for a protein of 275 amino acids.